Apiotrichum porosum is the source of this 2127-nucleotide messenger RNA. RefSeq lists its product as uncharacterized. The coding region runs from base 1 to 2127 and encodes 708 amino acids. The transcript is spliced from 8 exons. The record is from RefSeq and is a predicted model, not a curated record. Gene Ontology annotation, cellular component: Set3 complex. NCBI's taxonomy places the organism in Eukaryota, Fungi, Basidiomycota, Tremellomycetes, Trichosporonales, Trichosporonaceae. Gene Ontology annotation, molecular function: protein binding; transcription corepressor activity. Gene Ontology annotation, biological process: regulation of transcription by RNA polymerase II.
AUGCAGCCAGACACUGCAUUCGCCGCCGCAGCCGAUCCCAGAAUGGGACACCUCAAGCUCGCAAGCGAUGAGAUCAACAUCCUCAUCUAUCUGUACUUGCUCGAGUCCAACUUUUCCCAUACUGCGUUCUCGCUCCUCUCCGAGUCCUCCCUCCCAUCCACUGCUCUCUUCCAGCGAUUCAACCCCUCCCACCCCAACCCUCCAUCAUCGACCUCUGCCCGGGGCUCGUCCUCCAAUCGCGUUAAUGGCAUCGUCAAGGUAGCCAUCCCUCCUGCAGACACCUUUGGGAACCCCAAUGGCAAGAUUGCACGAGGAGAACUGGUGCGCAAGUUGUGGAAGGCUCUCCGCUGGGAAGAGAUUGAGCACCACACGUCGUCGGAAAGUGACCUUCCGUCCGGAGCCUGUCGUUCGCCGUUUCACUUGCUGGUUCCACACGUGUGCUCGCGAGACGGAGAACCACCAGAAGAAAUCAGUCCUUCACCUCCACCCAAGCGCCCCGAAGCCUUCCCUCCUCAGGCUCAGCAAUCUGGGUCCCAGGGACAGUCUACCGAAAGAACCGUGGCUACAGAGACUCCAUCGUCAGAGCCUCUGUCAACACCCAAGGAUCCCGAGGGGCCCCCGCCUCUGGCUAUCGGCAAGGGCAAGCGCAAAGUCCACGCCGAUUCACCCGUCUCGGGCGACGACCCCAAUGCUCCCCGUGGAACGAACGCUGUUGAAGCGUCCAGUGGUACAGCAACAUCCAGUGCUGUCGAGUCUUCCACCAACAGCGGCGCUUCUGAACGCGCGACAGCACCGAAGAGGACCCGCGAUGAUACAUCUGGGGGUUCAAGGCAUGGUCCUUCUCGUGCGCCGAGAGAAACGCCCAGCUCCAAGGUGAAAGACACGAAUGGCUUUCCCCUUGCAGAAUCAGGAGGUGGCUGCUGGACCGAACAUCGUGACGCUGUUACCUGUCUCGCGUGGAACCCAAAGGACAAGGAGGUCCUUGUCACGGGCAGCGGCGAUGGCACGGCGAAGUUGUGGGACUUUGUGGAGUCACCAGGCUCGUCUAGCCACGCGCUGCAGCUGGCCAAGAAGCCCUCGUCCAUCAGUCACAAAUCGAUCGAUAGCGGCAAAAAGGCUGUCACUGCACUUGUUUGGCACCCUGAUGGCACUGUGUUUGCAACAGCAUCGGACGGCGUUGGCCGUCUUUUCACUCCAUCAGGCCAACUGCAGGGAAUUCUGACCUACGGCCGUGGCACCAUCAACUCUCUGAAAUUCAACCCAUCUGGAACGUCCCUAUUGGCAGCCAAAGACGACUUUACCGUCUGCUUGUUUGUGUUGGAUUUCGACCUGAAAUCUCCCAAACAGCUCUCAUUCGAGUCUCACACCAAAGAAGUCAAUGAUGUUGACUGGCUGGAUGACGACAUAUUCACGUCAGGUGGCAAUGACCACACCAUCUUCAUCUACCGCUCCAACGACCGCCGUCCUCGAUUCACGCUGAAAGGUCACACGGACGAUGUGACCAAGGUCAAAUGGUCCCCGCCUCUGGCUGGCGUGCCAACACACCAUCGCCUUUUGGCGUCCGCGUCCGACGACGGCAACAUUAUGAUUUGGAAGCUUCCCCAAUACCCUGUCGAUAGAGGUACAGUCAGCCGGUCCCUCUCACCCAGCAAGCAACCCCGCGAAAAGGAGCAGUCGUCAGACGACUUCUUCCAGGUCACAGUUUCUCCCGGAUCCGAGUACUGCGUUAGUCGACUCUCUGUGGUCACCGGUGGCACUGAGAACAAGAGGAUGAACACGCUGGAGUGGAGCCCACAUUGCCGUGAAGACUACAUGGUUGUGGCUGCCGGAGGCCAAGACUCGACUGUCAAGCUGUUCAAUGCCCUUAGUGGAGAAUGCCUGCAUGUCCUGCCAGGGCUGGAAUCCGGCACGGGCUCUAUUGCCUUUUCCCCUGCGGGUCUUGGACGCCCUUCAGGCCUCAUUGCGGGCGGCGGUUGGAAUGGCAAGCUCGUGCUUUGGGACGUCGCGACUGGCAAAAUGUUGAAAGAGCACGAAAUUGCAGAGGAACUGGACCGCCAGUCCGCACGAGACAGGCCCAUGAUGGAUGGAUCGUCGGAUUCGAUGAAUGCGAACCGCGAGGACGAGUAG